Molecule: messenger RNA, 5522 nt
Organism: Myxocyprinus asiaticus (Chinese sucker)
Lineage: Eukaryota; Metazoa; Chordata; Actinopteri; Cypriniformes; Catostomidae
Product: fibronectin type III domain-containing protein 3B-like
Exons: 26
Coding region: 121-3735 (1204 amino acids)
Molecular function (GO): protein binding
Source: RefSeq, a predicted model, not a curated record
GUCCACUGUGGACUUCGCAGCACGGGAAUGACAUGCUUUCUGUUUCGGACAUUUAAGGACUAAAGUAUUCAAAAAGCAAGAUUUGUUGAAUCCGAGGCUGUUACAAGGAGGGCUCCAUGAAUGAUCGUCACCAUGAUGAUGACGGACCAUAUGCUGGACCUCCCUCCACCACUGAACAACGAGGUUCCCAUGAUGCACCAUUUGAUCAAUGGAGAUGCAUCACAGCAGGUGAUCCUGGUCCAGGUGAAUCCAGGUGAGACGUUCACCAUCCGCACGGAAGAUGGGGCUUUGCAGUGCAUCCAAGGGCCUGCUGAAGUUCCCAUGAUGUCACUGAAUGGUUCCAUUCCACCAAUCCACGUUCCUCCUGGAUACGUCUCCCAGGUUCUAGAGGACAAUACGGGUGUACGGAGGGUUGUGGUGAUGCCUCAUUCUGAAUGUUACCCCCCCAGUUACUCCACGGCUCUGUCCCCGAGCCACCACAUCCACCCUCCGUACCUGACGCACCCCCACUUUAUACCGGCCUCUCACACAUCAUACUACCCACCCGUCAGCCCUGGGGACGUGCCCCCUCAUCAGUUCUACCACCAUCGACUGCCUCCCAUCUACCCAGAAGAGAUCAUCCCUCUGUAUAACGUCUCCACUUUCAUGGGUCAUGAGGAGUACUGUAAACCUCCACCCAAGAAGCUCAAACAGCCGGUGGAGCGUACAGGUAUCAGUCAGGCGACCAGCCCGCUGUCCACCAGCUACAAGAGCACAACGGCCUGCACCAGCACAGCUAACGGCUACGGCAAGAGCCACACCAGCCCUGGAGGAGGAGGUGGAGGAGGAAGCAGCCCUGGCAACAAAAGGCCUGAUCGAAGAGCCAGAGGAAGCCCCAAACACACAGACAUAGAGCCACAAGAUCCUGAUGUGGACAUAAGACGAGUUCAGGCUGCGCCAUCAGGAAUGGACAAGCCCCAGGUUUCUAAGGUCCAGUCUCGCUCCGCACUGGUGUCUUGGACUUCUGCUUUCUCAUCGGGUGUCUCUGGACAGGGAUGGCAUGGGGACGGGGCCCCUCACACCUGUAAUUAUGAACUACAGCUUACAGAUAAGGGUCGGGAUGGGAAAUACAAAGCUGUGUACAGUGGUGAGGAACAGCAGUACACACUUACUGACCUCAGACCAGCCACAGAUUAUCAUGUCAGAGUAAACACAGUGUGUAACUCUGUGAAGGGUCCCAGCUCGGAUGUGAGGGCCUUCACUACCCAUAGUGCCCCUCCUGAUACCCCUCUACCCCCAAGACUGUCCCAUCGCUCCAAGAGCUCCCUCACAUUACAGUGGAAGCCCCCUGCGGACAAUGGCUCCAAAAUCACCAAUUAUAUUUUAGAAUGGGAUGAGGGUAAAAAGAACAGCAUUUUCCGUGAGUAUUACGUUGGACAUCAGCGACACUGCAAGGUCAUGAGGUUGUGCCCUGCUGUCGGGUACACAUUUCGCGUGGCAGCACUAAAUGACAUUGGCACCAGCGGAUUCAGCACAGAAGUUGUCUUCUACACCACAGGAAGUCUUCCACAGACGUCCUUACCGCCACGGCUGGUACUGGCAGGUCCGUCUUGGGUUACGCUGGAGUGGACCCGACCGAAUAGCUGCAGCAUUGAGGAGGUGGUCACAUACAUCCUGGAGAUGCAAGAUGAAACAAAGGGAAUGGAGUUUCAGGCAAUGUACAGCGGGUUGGAGCUGAACCGGAAGGUGGAGCCUCUAAGAAGAAACACUUUGUACAGAUUCAGGCUCAUCACCUGUAGUGGCGAGUGGCGCAGUGCACCAAGCUCUUUGCUCAUGUGUAAGACGACCCCUGACAGACCUGGACCCCCAUUAAAUCCUGCAGUAAACACAGUCACAUAUUACAGCUUCUGUGUGAUGUGGGAACCUCCACAAGAUGAUGGUGGAUCUGGAGAGUUGACUUAUGUCCUGGAGAUAUCAGAAGGAAAUAUUGAAGCAGAGAGGAAGUGGGCGACUCUUUAUAGAGGACCAGAAAGGAAACAUUUGUGUAAUGAUUUAAAACCAGCAACAUGCUACUCCAUCAGAGUCAGCUGUGUCACUGUGGGCGGACAAAGCCAGUGCUCUGAAGACUUGACGGUGUGCACUUUGAGCCCACCCCCCGGGCGCUGUCAGCCCCCAAGAAAUGUUGGUAACGUCAAACACAAGGAGCUGAAUUUGCAAUGGGAUGGUCCUUUGAAUGGUGAAGAGAGUGAAGGUGUAGUGUUUAGCUUGGAGAUGUGUGCAAUGGAAGAGGGAUCAGAGCCAGUGGAGGUGUAUCAUGGAUCGAAAACAGAGUGUACUGUGGGAAGUUUGCUCCCUGGCACCACCUACAGGUUCCAAGUUCGUGCCGCCAACAAGACUGGGUAUGGGCCAUACUCUGAGUCUGUGAAGAUAAGCACUGCAGCUGGCCCCCCAGGCCAGUGUAGCCCCCCUGACAUCAACGUGACGUCACAUACCUGUGCUGUUGUGACCUGGGAGAAUGAAAAGAGCUCUGGGAUAGACAUUUCUGAGUACCAGCUGGACUGGGGACAUGAUUUGGACUCUCUUGAACUGGUCUACUGUGGAACAGAAGCCUACUUCCAAAUCUCCAACCUCGAGGCAUCAACAGACUACUGCUGCAGGCUACAGGCAGUGAACCAGGCAGGGGCAGGCCCCUACAGUGAGCUGGUGACAUGUCGAACCCCUGCAGCGGCCCCUGAUGUUGUGUCCAGCUUUCUCCUGCUAGACCACCCUCCAAACCCAGAAGACCGUGAGUCCUUCUCCCCCUCCACCUGUCUGGCCCUCAGCUGGGAUGAGCCAUGCUGUAACGGAGCAGAGAUCACCUCCUACAGCAUCUGUAUGGGAGAGAGCACCAUCACCAUUGGAAACAUAACCUGUUAUAUAAUCAGGGACCUGCUGCCGGACAGCGAGUACAGCCUGCAGAUUCGAGCAGAAAAUGAAAUGGGUCCUGGGCCCUUCAGCCAGACCCUAACAGUGAGUACCAGGCCCAUGCCUCCGUCUCCACCCCGACUGGAGUGUGUCGCGGUGGGACCCCAGAGUCUGAAGUUACGAUGGGGCUUCAGCAGCAGGAGUGCAAUUACAGAUGACACUGCCUACAUCCUGCAGAUGGAGGACAGGAAUCAGAGGUUUGUAGCAGUUUACCGAGGUCCGAGCCACACAUUUAAGCUGCAGAGACUGAGUGAAUCAAGCCGCUACAGUUUCCGGAUCCAGGCGGUGAGCGAGGCAGGCGAGGGACCAUUUUCUGCGACGUACACCUUCAGCACCACCAAAUCUCUGCCACCAACACUGAAAUCUCCGAGAGUUGUUCCAUUGGAGGGAAAUGCCUGUGAGGUCACAUGGGAGAGCAUUCCACCAAUGAAAGGAGACAGAAUCAGUUAUGUGCUACAAGUGCUGGGAGGCAGAGAAUCUGAGUAUAAACAGGUGUAUAAAGGAGAAGACACGUCCUUCCAGCUCUUUGGCCUUCAGUGGAACACAGACUACCGAAUGCGUGUGUUUGCAUGCAGACGCUGCGCAGACACCCUCCAGGAGCUGUGCGGGUCCUUCAGCCCCUCUGCCCACUUCACCCCGCGCCGGUCUGACACCACACUGGCUGUGGAGCCAGACGUCACCAGGGUGCCCAUGGGCAACACCCUCUCAGAUGAACAGUUUGCCAGCCUCAUAGUUUUCGGGGUGGCCUCUCUCUCUGUCUUAAUGGCUUUCCUGUUGCAGCUUCUCAUUUAGAGGCCUGGAACAUCAAUCCUUCAACUUUUGAACAGUGGCUUGCAGUUCAUGCAAUUUGUUUUGCUUUACAGUGAUUAUUGGUCACUGGUCAAAUUACUAUUUACAUCUGAAUACUGAGAACAAUCACCUGAACAGGUUUCACAUAUAUAUAUUUUUUUUAGUAUUUUUUUUUUUUUUAGUUUUCUACAAGAUGAGUUACAGCUUUAACAAACUGAUUGGGGUCUGUGCCUUUUUUCAUAGUAUUUUUAGUAUAUGUAGAUGUUUAACACUAAAAUAAUAUGUGGCCUUUUGGAUCUCAUAUUAUGCAAUAAUGGUGUCUCAGAUGGAGAUCUGAGGAGUGAUGUUUUUACGGUCAGUUUUGAAGUCCACUGUUCUUUACACGAUUGAGUGUCUAGACAGCUGAACAGAAUCAGUACUUUCCUUCAUUUUUCUUUGUCCCUGAAAAGUCCCUUCUUAAAAGCUAAUGAAAACCUUUAGAAAAGUCAUUUUCUUCUGUCUCCCAGCCACUUGUCUUUUGAGUCUUCUGUGCAAAAGAAAAAGACAAAAAACACCAGCAACUGUCAGUCCAAAGAGAGUCAAAUGAAAGUCUUUGCAAUUAGAAACGUACAAUGUUGUGAAGUCUGGAAUGUUUGUAUCUCAGGGACUUGGGAGGGCCAGAUUACUGUUCAAGUGUUGGUGUGAACCUGUGCCUUUAAAUCUACAUUUCCAAAUAUUUGUGUUGAAUAAUUUCAGAUCUGCUGCUCAAAGUAUUUUUCUUAACUCUUUCUCCUGAUCACAUUAUCCAGUACAUGAUCAUGUUUACUAGCUCAAUCAGCCCUUAACCAAAGUUAACGAGCAAAUAUGAUUUAACUUUUUUUUUUUUUUUUUUGAUUUAUUUAUAUUAUAUUCUUGUUCUUUUAUAAUGCAAAUCACAGUGCAAUCUUCAUUUAUUUAUUACAAGAAUCAAGAACUGUCAUAUUCAAUAUUUUUCUUCAUGUAGCAUGUCUUUUAUGGGGGGAAUAUGACAAUUUUUUUUUAUUAUUUUUUUCAAAUAUAAAACAGCAUUUUUAGCAUCAUUUAACAUUUUUAGCAUCAUAUUUCAAAUAUAUUAUCUAUUGUUUGUAUUCUGUUUGUAGUUGUGUUUGUUUCACUGGUAUAGUCAGAACUUUUUGUAACAUGAUGUACAACCUUGUGAUUUCCCACUUGCACAAUUGACUCGUUUAAGCCUCUUCUUCAUUUUAUAAGAAUUUCUCUUUUCUUCAAUCAAGAUCUUCAGCUAGUCCUCAUCUAAUAUGCAUUGUUGGACUUAUUAGACAAACAUUCCAUUGUAAUUCUGAUUGAAAGAAGUUGAAUUGACUUGACACUAGAAAACUUGAAGUGGAAACACUUGAAGACUUUUUUUUUUUUUUUUUUUUUUUUUUAAUUUUUUUUUUAACUUCUUAAGACCAUUUAACCUUAACUCGACCCAGAGUCCAUGUUUUUUGUGAAAAGAUACAUUUUUAACUUUGAAUAUGUGUUUUUUUUUUUUUUUUUUUUUUUUUGGUUGUUGUAUCUUAGGAUAUAAGUGGCCUAGACAUAGUUUUCCAUGCUUUCAUAUCGUUUCAUGAAAAUCAUUCCAUAUUACAAUUUUUUAAAUAUAACUGUCACAUUUAUUGAUGUAAAUUAUAAUCGUAGACAUUAUAUUUAAAAAAUUACUACCAUAUAAUUUUGAAUGUAUAGAUAUUGAAAAUACUACCCUUUGUAUUUAAGAUGAUUAUGUAUCUGUAGCAUAUAUGUAAUAUAUUUAUACACAAUAAAUUUUUUUUAAG